This is a messenger RNA of Cyprinus carpio (common carp), 1361 nucleotides long. RefSeq lists its product as uncharacterized. Gene Ontology annotation, biological process: negative regulation of transcription by RNA polymerase II; regulation of cytokine production; regulation of immune system process. NCBI's taxonomy places the organism in Eukaryota, Metazoa, Chordata, Actinopteri, Cypriniformes, Cyprinidae. The record is from RefSeq and is a predicted model, not a curated record.
CAUGAAGACUGAAGAAACAUUCAGAGACAAACAUGAAGAUACUGAGACACAAACAGACUUAACGGUGCUGAAAGAGGAGAGGGAAGGUGUGAACGAAACUGAAGAGAAAGAUCAGUUUGAAAAUCUUCAUGAUUUCAUAACUGAUGAAACAUAUUUGUCUUCCUUACAGUCUGAAAAGACUUGCACGCAAAAAAAAGAUAAAAAGACAGAAACUAAGAGUUAUUUCCCUUGCCUUCAGUGUGGAAAGAGUUUCACUCUAAAAGGAAACUUAAAAAAUCACAUGAUUGUUCACACUGGAGAGAAGCCUUUCACAUGCUCUCAGUGUGGAAAGAGUUUUAGUUAUGCAGGAAACCUUAAAUCCCACAUGAAAAUUCACACUGGAGAGAAGCCUUUCAUCUGCAAACAGUGUGGAAAGAGUUUCACUUUAAAAGGAUCCCUUAACGAGCACAUGCCGGUUCACAUUGGAGAUCAUUUUUUCACAUGCUCUCAGUGUGGAAGAACUUUCAGUAAUCCUGGAGACCUUAGAGUCCACUUGAGAGUUCAUCUUGGAGAGAACCCUUUCAUCUGCAAACAGUGUGGAAGAAGUUUCAGCACAAAUUUAAAACUUACAUACCACAUGAGAGGUCACACUAGAAACAAACCCUUCACCUGCCAUCUGGGUGGGAAAAGUUUCAAGCAAAAACAAAACCUUAAUGACCACAAGCGGAUUCAUCCUUUUACCUGUCAACAGUGUGGAAGGAGUUUCACUCAUAAAAAACGGCUUAACAGGCACAUCAGACUUCACAGUGGAGAGAAGCCUGACCCAUGCCCUCAGUGUGGAAAGAGUUUCAUUAACUCUGGAUCCCUUAACCGCCACAUGAGAGUUCACACUGGAGAGAAACCUUUCACAUGCUGUCAUUGUGGAAAGAGUUUCAUUUACUCUGGAUCUCUUAAACGCCACUUUAAAAUUCACACUGGAGAGAAACCUUUCACAUGCUAUCAUUGUGGAAAGAGUUUCCUGUACUCUGGAUCCCUUAAACGCCACUUGAAAAUUCACGAUAGAAAGAAGCCCAAGAGACCCCCUCAGUGUGGAAACUGUUUGAAUCAAAGUGGAGAAAAUGGGAGAAUCCACACUACAGUGAGCCGUUUUUCCUGCCAACAGUGUGGAAAGAGUUUCACUCAGAAAGGAAACUUAAAAACGCACAUGAUUGUUCACACUGGAGAAAAGCCUUACACAUGUAAACAGUGUGGAAAGAGUUUCAGCCAACGAGGAAACCAUGACAGGCACGUGAAAAUUCACAAUAGAUAGACGACUAACAGAUCCUCUCAAUGUGAAUAGAGUUUCAUUGAAACUGUAUUAAACGGAUUGAUUCUGAAAUUGA